AUGCCCGAGGAAAUCAUCACCAACAGCGGCAACCACACCUUCACCAGUAGUGGCUCUUCGGACUCUAGCUACACUAGCUCGUCGUCCUCGGGCUCGUCCGGCUCCUCUUCAGGCGGUGGUAGUGAUGGCUGGAGACCCCGCACCUACGUGCCUCUGCCCAUCUCAGAGGGUAGCGCUACUGGUGGCAGCGUUGGCAACGGCAGGUGCACCGAUGAAGCCAAAAGGAGGAGGUAA
Sordaria macrospora k-hell is the source of this 234-nucleotide messenger RNA. RefSeq lists its product as uncharacterized. NCBI's taxonomy places the organism in Eukaryota, Fungi, Ascomycota, Sordariomycetes, Sordariales, Sordariaceae. The record is from RefSeq and is a predicted model, not a curated record.